Chaetomium fimeti is the source of this 2271-nucleotide messenger RNA. Its product is annotated as cytidine deaminase-like protein. The coding region runs from base 287 to 2074 and encodes 595 amino acids. The transcript is spliced from 4 exons. The record is from RefSeq and is a predicted model, not a curated record. Lineage: Eukaryota; Fungi; Ascomycota; Sordariomycetes; Sordariales; Chaetomiaceae. Gene Ontology annotation, cellular component: cytosol. Gene Ontology annotation, biological process: 'de novo' IMP biosynthetic process. Gene Ontology annotation, molecular function: phosphoribosylaminoimidazolecarboxamide formyltransferase activity; IMP cyclohydrolase activity.
GACGCAGCGGCAAGAGCGACUGCAAUUAUCUGCUCUGCGGCCCCUCGUUCCUGCCGUUCGUGGUGCGAUAGGCAAAGUUGCACAGCUUCAAUUUUAACUAUUUAAAGUCGUGCUCUGGGAUCCUUUCUUGCCCCGAGACACUGCCAAUCCUCUCUUUCUCGAGCCUCGGAAUUGUUGCUCGAGACAGCCCGCAGCUUCAGGCACUUGAUUUGGUAGCCCAGAUACAAUCCCAAUUCGUUGUGGAUAAACCUUUUUACUCUUCCCAGCACCAAACAGCGCCUUCACAAUGGCCGACCACCAGCGAAUCGCUAUUGUCUCGGUCUAUGAUAAGACCGGGCUCUUGGACCUGGCCAAGGGCCUCGUCCAGCAGAAUGUCCGCAUUCUGGCUUCGGGCGGUACUUCCAAGAUGAUCAGGGAAUCGGGUUUCCCCGUGGAGGACAUCUCCGCCAUUACCAAGGCCCCCGAAAUGCUUGCUGGCCGCGUCAAGACCCUCCAUCCUGCGGUCCAUGCUGGCAUCUUGGCUCGCAACCUCGCCUCAGAUGAGAAGGACUUGGCCGAGCAGAACAUUGACAAGGUUGACUACGUCAUCUGCAACCUGUAUCCCUUCAAGGACACAGUCGCAAAGAUCAAUGUCACAGUGCCCGAGGCUGUUGAGGAGAUCGAUAUCGGCGGUGUCACUCUCAUCCGCGCGGCUGCCAAGAACCAUUCGCGCGUCACCAUCCUCAGCGACCCCAAGGACUAUGCUGAGUUCCUGAAGGAGCUUGAGGCCGGCGAGAUCAAGGAGUCGAGCCGUAAGCUGUACGCUCUGAAGGCCUUCGAGCACACUGCCGACUAUGACGCCGCUAUUUCCGAUUUCUUCCGUAAGCAGUACGCCGCCGACGGCCAGCAGUACCUCCCCCUCCGCUACGGCGCCAACCCCCACCAAAAGCCCGCCGCGGCCUACGUCAAGGAGGGCAACCUUCCCUUCAAGGUCCUGGGCGGCGCUCCCGGUUACAUCAACCUUCUGGACGCCCUCAACAGCUGGGCCCUGGUCAAGGAGCUCAAGAAGGCGCUCGGCAAGCCUGCCGCUGCCAGCUUCAAGCACGUCUCUCCCGCCGGUGCCGCCAUUGGCGAGCCCCUGGAUGCCGACGAGCGCAAGGUCUACAUGGUCGAUGACAUUGCCGGCAUUGAGACUUCUGGCCUCGCCCAGGCCUAUGCUCGUGCUAGGGGUGCCGACCGCAUGAGCAGCUUCGGUGACAUGAUCGCACUCAGCGACACUGUCGACGUCCCUACUGCCAGCAUCAUCUCCAAGGAGGUCUCCGACGGUGUCAUUGCCCCCGGAUAUGAGCCCGCCGCUCUGGAGAUCCUCAAGAAGAAGAAGGGUGGCAGAUACCUGGUUCUCCAGAUGGACCCCGAGUUCGAGCCGAGCAAGACUGAGAGCAGGACGGUGUACGGCAUCAACCUGACCCAGGGCCGCAACGACGUCGACAUCUCCCCCGAGUCCUUCAAGAACAUUGUCACCCCCAAGAACGCCGGCCCUCUCUCUGAGAGCGCCCUGCGCGACCUUACCGUCGCCACCAUCGCGGUCAAGUACACUCAGAGCAACUCGGUCUGCUAUGCCGCCCGGGGCCAGAUCGUCGGUCUCGGCGCGGGCCAGCAGUCGCGCAUCCACUGCACGCGGUUGGCCGGUGACAAGGCCGACAACUGGUGGCUCCGUUUCCACCCGCGUGUCCUCGGCAUCAAGUGGAAGAAGGGCACCAAGCGCCCGGACAAGAGCAACGCCAUCGAUCUGCUCGUCAGCGGCCAGCUCCCUAAGUCGGGGCCGGAGCGCAAGCUUUUCGAGGCCGCUUUUGAAGAGGUCCCGCCCGCCUUCACCGAGGCGGAGAAGGACGAGUGGAUGGGCAAGCUCACCGACGUUGUUGUGUCGAGCGAUGCUUUCUUCCCCUUCACCGACAAUGUUUACCGCACCGCCCGUUCCGGCGUCAAGUACAUUGCCGCCCCCAGUGGCAGCCAGAACGACGUGCCCGUCUUCGAGACGGCCGAGGCGCACGGUAUCACGUUCGUGGAGCAGAACAUCCGGCUCUUCCACCACUAAAAGAACCCAUUCCGGGAGAUUGACUUAGAUACCCCGUCGCCUUUGAUUUUUCCAGUUCGAUGUACAAUACGAAACCCCUGCGGGGGGUUAGGGAUGAUGAUUUACGGCUGGUGCGUUGGGUCGGGGAAAAGUUCAACACUUUAGUUUAGAGGGUAGACACGGAAUGGACUGCUUUACGUAUGGUACUCAUCGCUCAG